Yamadazyma jaroonii is the source of this 2094-nucleotide messenger RNA. The record is from the annotation of a GenBank genome assembly. Lineage: Eukaryota; Fungi; Ascomycota; Pichiomycetes; Serinales; Debaryomycetaceae.
AUGCUAAGGUCGUUUUCCACAUCAGUUAAACGUCUUAACAGACAACCUGGAGUGUCUCAACUAAUCCUUGAUUCACUCCGAGAUCCGUCCAAGAUCCCAAAGAAACAGGAGGUGAUUGUUUUGAAUCCUUUCAAAUACCAUUCCAAAAAGAAAACCAAAGUAUCUAAACCUACAGUUAACUUCACACCCGAUAGUUUUGGACUUUUCGAACAAACUAAUGAUGAAGAAUCAUUCCUUAAACUCAUAAAUAACAUGAAGAUCUCAGAAACGUUGUUGACGGAAAGAAAAGUUAAACUCAUCAAGCAAAAACUUGCAAGUUCAUUCUCCAAGAAUCAGUUAAAUGAGUAUGUCAACAGUUAUUACAAUGACCCUGGGUUCAAAGGUAGAAGAAGAGGAUUGAAAUCCAAAUCCAAAGCCCAAUUAUCACACAUUAUCUUGAAAGAUCUCUGGAAUGUCAGACAAUCAGGGGUUAAGUCCAGUGCUGAAGAUUUACUAGUUACCCAUGAUAUCUCGUUAUCCAAGAAAGAUAUGUUCCUUUUAUUAUCCAAAGAUGGAAUGUUAUUGAACUAUCUUAGUCGUGUAGGGUGUAAGAUCAAGUUAAAGAAAGAGAAAAUCCAAUUGACAGGGACAGAAGAUCAAAUUACUACUACCAGAAUCAUCUUAAACACCAUACUAAACAACAAAUUCCAAGAAGUAUUGAAUUUGAAGAUCAUAAAGCAAUUAUAUGUCGCCAAAUAUGGUGAGUUCAACCUUAAUAGACUCAGCCAAUUGACACAAAUUCAUUUUGAAGAAUUAGAUAACGAUAAUUUCAGAUUGACAUCAUUAAAUGAACAUUUAAUCAAAAGAGCCAAAAGAUCUAUUUUGUGGUUCUUAGAUUUUAAUCCAAAUAUUAAGAAUUUCCAUAUGAUUCCUUCGGCCUACACCGAUUAUGACUAUUUACCCAUUAAAAUCGAUGAAUCGGUUUCUUUCAAAGAAAGAGCCAAUGAUUUGUUCCGAUUAUCCACAUCUUUCCAACCAUCCAACGAUUACAUCAAACAACUGUUCAAGGAUAUUGACGACACGGCGGAGCCUGAAGUGGAUGAUUUGUUCAAGAUGGAAAAUAAUUUUCUCACUAAGAAUUCCAUCACUCAAUCCAUUGAUCACCCCACGGAAGCUAUCUUAAACGACCUGGAGGUCGAUGAACUCUUCAAUACCUUGAAAGACUUCGAACAAAACAGUUCAAUUGAACAGGAGAAGUUAUUAGAUCCACAAAUAACCAUAUCCUUCGGGAAUGUUUUACUCGAAACCCCUAAAAAUCCACAAUCCACAAACUUAAUCCCCGUUUAUGAUUCCCAUACCAAUCCUACAGUGAAGUUUAACUCCUCAAUCCCCUUAAUUAACGAUAAAAUCAUGAACUUACCGUUAUUUGAUUACGAUACUUUGAGUUUUAAUGAUAUUCUCGAUUUCAAGAACAACGACCCUUACAGAUCAGUGGUACAAUUGGUGUUCCAACCAUCAUUGUACAAUACCGAUAACGAAGAUUUGGUUAGUUAUCCGCCUAUCGAAAUGUGGGCAGACAUCAAUAACUUCGGUAAGAUCGAAAUGGAUAGUUUCCAAUUAUUGACCGCUGAGGAUGAAAACAAUUUCCAUAUCUCCUUACCCAACAAACCGUCGGACUUAAAGGUAUCAUCUCAAUUGAUAGGUAACUUACUUAAGAGUGAAGACGCCUUGGAAGUGGAAGAUGUCAAAGAACAAUCCAUCGAAGAUAUUUUGAAAUCCACCACGGUAAAAUACUCCAACUUCAAACAACAGCCCUAUUUAGAAGAUUUCUUAAUCAACAGUACCAUCAACUUCAAAGGGAGUGAGAAGACUUCCAUCCAACCAACAAUCAAAAUCAAGUUUGGUGAUCAAUUGGUAGAAUAUCAGUAUAUUUCCACUCAUUUCCGUAGAGUCAUUGAGUUCAACUAUAAGGGGAAAUUGUUACAAUACACUAUCAUUGAGGGAGGUCCAUUAGGAGGAAGAAGAUCUGAGAUCAGUUUAUCAGGAAGGGAUUUUACUAAAGAGACAUUGAAAGAGUUGGUAGACGAUUCGGUGAUGUUGAUUAAUCAAUUAUAG